Messenger RNA from Mus musculus (house mouse), 2882 nucleotides. It is a transcript of the gene Plpp6, whose product is annotated as phospholipid phosphatase 6. Gene Ontology annotation, cellular component: nuclear envelope; nuclear membrane; nuclear inner membrane. Gene Ontology annotation, molecular function: lysophosphatidic acid phosphatase activity; phosphatidate phosphatase activity; isoprenoid diphosphate phosphatase activity. Bases 82 to 960 code for a protein of 292 amino acids. Lineage: Eukaryota; Metazoa; Chordata; Mammalia; Rodentia; Muridae. Gene Ontology annotation, biological process: isoprenoid metabolic process; positive regulation of neutrophil activation; farnesyl diphosphate catabolic process. The transcript has a single exon. The record is from RefSeq and is marked validated.
AGUGCGGAAGCGGAAGAGGCUGACGGGCUGGGAAGCCUGUCUCCGGUCUGCCCGGGUCCCCGGGACCGGCCUCCCUCCGCGAUGCCGAGCCCCCGGAGGACCAUCGAGGGACGGCCGCUGGGCUCCUCGGGCGGAAGCAGCGUCCCGGGCAGCCCGGCCCACGGCGGUGGCAGCGGCGGCGGCAGGUUCGAGUUCCAAUCGCUGCUGAACUGCCGCGCGGGCGCGGACCCCGCCUGCGCUCGGCUGCGCGCGUCCGACAGCCCGGUGCACCGGCGCGGCUCCUUCCCGCUGGCCGCCUCGGGCCCCGCACAAGCAGCCCCGGCCCCGCCGCCGGAGGACGCCCGCAUGAACUUGAACCCGUCCUUCCUGGGCAUCGCCCUGCGCUCCCUGCUGGCCAUCGACCUGUGGCUGUCCAAGAAGCUGGGGGUGUGUGCUGGGGAGAGCUCGGCCUGGGGCAGCGUGCGGCCCCUGAUGAAGCUGCUGGAGAUCUCAGGGCAUGGCAUCCCCUGGCUGCUGGGCACCCUCUACUGCCUGCUUAGGAGCGACAGCUGGGCCGGGCGCGAAGUGCUGAUGAACCUGCUCUUCGCCCUGCUGUUGGACCUGCUGCUGGUAGCUGUGAUUAAAGGGCUGGUCCGCAGGCGCCGACCCGCGCACAAUCAAAAGGACAUGUUUUUCACCCUCUCGGUGGACAGGUACUCCUUUCCCUCGGGCCACGCCACGAGGGCCGCCCUGGUGUCGCGGUUUAUCCUAAACCACCUGGUACUGGCCAUUCCACUGAGGGUGCUGGUGGUCCUGUGGGCCUUCGUCUUGGGUCUCUCUAGGGUCAUGCUCGGGCGGCACAACGUCACUGAUGUGGCUUUUGGCUUUUUUCUGGGCUACAUGCAGUACAGCAUUGUGGAUUAUUGCUGGCUGUCACCCCACAAUGUUCCAGUUCUUUUUGUACUGUGGAAUCAACAGUGACACCAUCUCAUUGAUUAUUGACACCUUGAGGUCUGAAGGAUUCCACACUCGAGGAUGCUGACCUAAGCCAGAGCCAUCUAGUUGCCCCUCUGGGCAACUUUGGGAAUUCUGGGAUCCCACUGUCUUGACAGGUUCCUAGACCGGAGCGCAUGCUGGCUAUUACUGAACACGGCCAUACUUGAGAAACAAAGUCUACUGUGUAUUUGACAGCUAUUUAUCACCAAGACAACUGUAAAGAAAUCAAGCUGGCUGACUGUAUGAUUGCUAUUUACUUAAAGUUGACAACGUUAAUGAGUAAUUCCCCUCACCCCCCAAAAAAACAAUGUUAUUACUUGUAAAUUAAAAUUUAAGAGCCAUUAGCUAGAUAAACCAUGUGCUAUUCCCACCCUUUACCUGCAGUAAAUUUUAAACAAUAAUUUUAAAGUUCAAAACAGAUUUUUUUUCUCCAAUUUAACUCUCUGAAUAUGUUGCCAUAAUUGGAGCUUUUUCCUUCUUCUGAUUCCUUUAAGCUCUCCCACCCUUGUGGACUUGGUAGUUAAGAGGUUCCACAGAGUAUUUUCCUUUCUGCUCCCAGUACCUCUCAAACGAUCUUUAGAUAGUUAACUUCUACUACUAUUUAACGUUAUCUUUUAGCACUCAUAGAACAAACCAAGAUAUGGAAGAAGACAUAUUCAAAAGGUGGGCUUGUCUAAGGUUCCCACAGAAAUGUAAGUAUGAGCCUACUGUUUUGUUUCCUAGUCCCAUGGACAAGUAGCAUACCAGGGGGCAAGAAGCUGAGCUGCUGGGGAGAGUCAGGGGAACUAAGAGCUUAGAAGGAGGCAGACCGGGAAGUAGGCCAUGGCCAGGGGCAGGAAAUGAAGCCCUGCUGUCGGUCACCUCUACUAAAUCAAGCAAAUGGUCCUCUAUUAAGUAAAAAGUAGAAGAGCAAUGUGGUUCUUUUCAGUGUGCCUGCAUAGCGUUCCUGUGUGUACCCCAAGGAUAACUGUAUGCUAUCCUUUCCCUAUCGGUCCCACUGUGCUGUGUUCAGCACAUUUUAGGUAACAGGACACAACUUGAAACUUUUCAGGAGAGCCUAUUGCCCUACGUGAGCAUUAGGUAAAACUCUUAAAUUUCUGUUUACAUUGAAAGCUGUUCAUUCAUGGCGCCCCCCCCCCCCCAAUCAUAAGACCAAAGAUGACCAAAUAAUAUGGUAGACUCUGAUUACAGUCUGACCUAGAAAGACCAAAGAGGGGUAUGCUCAUGACAUCUGUAAAUGCUGCUGUGUCUGGAAAGAAAGUCUUUAAAUCACUGGUGAAAGUGGCAUCAUCAGAUAAUCUCAAUGGCCACUUGUUCUGGCAUUUAUAAAUAGAAAGGACUGUGAGCUGUGGGCUAUGGUCUAAUGUUCAAAGAUAUGGGUGGACAGGACUGUGGAAGAUGGACAUGAUAAACCAGUUCUCAGUAGGAGGAAGUAGGACCUUCGAGAGUGGGAGUCUGGUACACCCAUUGGAACAAGUCCUUCGAUAAAUAAAACAGUUAUCACAUUCCCACAACAACCUAAACACAGACUACCUCUCCCCUCAUCAGAUCAGCUAAGCUGUGAGGUUCUAAGAGGUCUAGGUGUGUUUAAAUUUCUGAAGAUCAUUUUUCAUUAUAACAUUCAGGCCAGACACUUGAAAGUGACUGUUUGUUCUUAUAGUGUCCCCAAGUCUGCUAAUUAAGGGCCCACUUCUACUUUCUAGUCGCACUUCUGAAAUUCCAUAUUUUGUUUGCUGGGGCCUGAGUUUGCUGGCUUUUAAAAUAUAGAUCAGAUCAAUUUACCCGACUUCAUGAAUAAUCCUAAAUUCUCUGGAAUAAAAAACUGAUUUCUUUGUUAAUUACUUGUACGAUGAAGGAUGCCUUUAAAAAAAAAUCAAAAUAAAUUAAACUGGUAAUGUUGAAUGAUA